GUUCCAGCCCCAGCCCCAACUGCGGCUCCGGCUCCAGCCCCAGCUCCAGAGCCCCAGCUCCAACCCCAACUGCAGAUUCAGCAGCUCCGGCCCCAAAUCCAACUCCAACAGCUCCAGCCCCAGCUCCAACAGCUCCAGCGCAACCCCAGCCCUAACUCCAACCCCAGCAGCUCCAGCCCCAGCCAGUCCAACUCCAACAGCUCCGUCCCAACCCCAGCUCUAGCUCAGUCCCAGCUCCUGCCCAGCCCCAGCUCCAUCAGUUCCAACCCCAGCCCCAACUGCAGAUCCAGCCCAGCUCCAACCCCAGCAGGUCCAGUCCCUGCAACCCCAGCAGGUCCAGCCCUAGCAGUCCCUGCAUCCCCUGGCAUCCCAGCAGCCGCAGCCCCGGCCCAAGCAUCGUCCGGAUGCGGGGAGGCUGCAGGGCUCGGGGCUGGGGAUGACCGGCCCCCCCAAGUACCGCCCGCUCUCUUCUUCCUUAUCCUCCUCCUCCUCCUCCUCCUCCUCCUUCUCCUUCCCGGGCGCCGGACACCCGGGACGCCCGCACCAUGCUGUCGGCCGGAGGCGUUUAUGCCAUGAAAAAGAGGAAAAAGCCCGUGCAGAAAAGUCCUAAACCACCGCCUCCUGAGGGAGCCAAAUCAAAUCCCUCCAAGAGGCACCGGGACCGUCUGAAUCAGGAGCUCAACAAACUGACGAGUUUGCUGCCUUUCCCUGAAGAUGUCCGAGCCAGGUUGGAUAAACUCUCCAUCCUUCGCUUGAUCGUGGGCUAUCUGAAAGUGAAGGGCUACUUCACGGCUGCUGUUAAGAACAAGAACCCUGACUGGACAACAGAUCAGCCUGCCACUGUAGGAAGAAAUGGACAAAGUGCUCCACAGAUCAACAAGGAAAUAUUUUCGGAAGGAGACUUGCUUCUUCAGGCUCUCAAUGGAUUCGUCAUCGCUAUCACGGCGGAUGGAUAUGUUUUCUAUGUCUCUCCAACGGUUCAGGACUAUCUGGGAUUUCAUCAGUCUGACAUCAUCUACCAGAGCGUAUUUGAGCUGAUCCACACGGAUGACAGAGCCAUGUUUCGGUGCCAGUUGCAUUGGUCCUUAAACCCACCUUCCUACAGUGAAUCGGACCAAGACUCUGGAGCUCUUCCAAGGAACGAGAACCUUCUUAACAGCAGUGCCACUACCUAUGAUCCCCAGCACCUGCCACCUGAGAACUCCUCCUUUCUGGAAAGAAGUUUCAUCUGCAGGUUCCGCUGCUUGUUGGACAACUCCUCUGGAUUCCUGGCUUUAAAUUUCAAUGGUCGCCUAAAAUUCCUCCAUGGGCAGAAUAAAAGAUCUGAAGAUGGGUCCCUCGUGCCACCACAGCUGGCCUUGUUUGCCAUUGCAACUCCUCUCCAGCCUCUCUCGAUCCUGGAGCUUCGGACCAAAACUUUUAUUUUCCAGACUAAGCACAAGCUGGAUUUCACACCUAUGGCCUGUGAUUCCAGAGGAAAGGUUGUCCUCGGCUAUACAGAAACUGAACUCUGCAUGAGGGGUUCCGGAUACCAGUUUGUCCAUGCGGCAGACAUGAUGUAUUGUGCUGAAAACCAUGUGAGAAUGAUGAAGACUGGUGAGAGUGGAAUGACUGUUUUCAGACUGCUAACGAAGAAGACUGGGUGGGUGUGGGUUCAGGCCAAUGCCAGGCUGGUGUAUAAAGGAGGACACCCAGAUUGCAUCAUCGCCAGACAGAGGGCCUUAUCAAAUGAAGAAGGAGAGGAACACCUGCGAAAACGGGCUUUACAGCUGCCUUUUAACUUUGCCACUGGAGAAGCUGUCUUGUAUGAGAAUAACCUGCCAGGGUUUCUGAACUCGUUUCCAUCCAAGAAGGCCUCCAAGGCAAAAAAAGACCCCAUCAAUGACCAGGAGGCCAUAGAUCCCAACUCCCUCCUAGGAGCCAUGAUACAACAAGACAAAUCAGUGUAUGUGUCACGAGCAGCCUCUGUGCCUCAGUUCUCCUUCACGGACAUCUCAGUGACACAAGGGGACUUGUGGUUGAGCGACAAAAAUGGGAAAACCGUGAAGGAGGAGAGCGACUCGCUUCUGGCCAUCAUUGAAACUUUGUUCGAGAAAAAUGAGGCGGACGGUGACAUUUGCAAAACCCUGCAGCAUCUGGAUGUGGAUGACUUGGAUUUACAACAAUGGGAGGAUAGUAUACUGAAGAUGGACAUUGACUUCCCAGCAUCCCAGGACCUUCAAGAAAGAUUAAACCAGGGGUUGUCUUCCUACGUGGAGGAGAUGAUGCUCUUUAGGGAUAACGGGAAGAACGUCGAUUUCCCUACAGUUAGUGGAGUGACAUCGCCACCACCCCUGCAGCAGAUCCCUUUGGAAUCGUGCCAGCACAGCACCCAGCCCAACCAGCUGCCGAGUCAAUUCCCCGUUCCCUCCAAACGGAAAGAACCAAGCUAUCCUCAACCGCAUUUCCAGGACUACCCGAGCUCUUAUCCGACUGAUCCCGCCUUACCUGGAUUCCAAACUCCUGCACACGGUUUGCCACAGCAAUCAGUAGGAUGUAAUCAACAGGCUCCUGUGCUCUCUGAGCUGCAGCAAAAUACCCUUUGUAACGCCCAGGAGCAAAUGCUGUUUGACCAAUCUCACUUUAUUAACGGGAAUUUACCCAGUUCCUCGAGCUCUUCCAUUCGGCGUCCCACGGAUGCCAACGCAGGCAGUUCUGCCCAGGUAAUUCAGCCAAGCUAUACGACGUCUCUUUCUCAAAGAGAAAGUGUCCCUAAAAACCAGGAGCUACAGGGUUCAGGUUUUAUGGGUCCUAGCCAUCCGAGUCAAUUCAGAGCACAUAUUCAAAAUGGUCAGUGGCAGGAGCCGUUGAUUUCCAUGAACUCGGGCAUGUGCGUAAGUCAGAGCUGUCCUGAGGGCAACCUACCUGGUAGUGUUUGGGGAUCUCUGGCCCAGAGUCAGCAGGGGGUUUGCCCUCCUAUGGAGGUAGGCUCAGAACACCCAACGGGGAGGACCCAGCCCAACGUGUUUGGAACCCCUGCCUCGAACCCGUGGGUGCCCUCGGCCGAGCCUUCGGAUUACUCUCAGCAGCAAAAUCGAGAUUUGUGCCACGGCCAGUUUUUCCCCGUGCAGCUGUUACAGAAGGAAAUCGAACAAUCCAACACCUUAGAAGCUGACCGGCUGCUGGGGAACCGUACUUUUUGCUCACAGACACUUUCUCAUGAACCCUUGCCCGUGCAAGACAUUUACAACCGAGAGCAUCAGGCCCUUCUCCGGAAAGAACCUUUCCCUGCUCAGCAGCAUCAGUUCAUGCAAACAAGGAUGCACUCCCAAAUGCCUUGCAGAGCAGCUCUGAUGCAGCAAAACAGACUGCUCCAUGUGGGAGGGCCGGAGAACAGUGAUCCUUACCGCUCUAUCUCGGAUACAGCCAGCCAGCAAAGAAAAGGUGCUCUCCAGACCUCACAGAGGUCAGCAUCUUCUACCAUGUUGCCAAGUGGGUCCAUGUUCUCCCCACCUGACUAUGAAAGUAGUAUCCCACUCAUGGAAGUGGAUUCUGGGCUUCCUAAAGCCAGUUACCCUUCACUUCUUUCCCAGGGCCAGAAAGUGGCACCCUGUCAUAGUGGAAACCACAUGGAAACAUCACAUCUUUACAAAAGCAGACUCAUCAAACCAGGGUUGGGCCCUACAGUGACACCCCCAGUGGAAUCUAUUUUGACGGCACCAUCGCACUCCUUCGAACCCAACUUCACCUCCGUGUUACUAUUAGACAACCAGCCAGCUGGUCAGCCACUUUACAGUUACAACGUUCAAUACAAGUGAUGCCAGAAGAGUAAAGAGAGUUCCAUGGGAGUUCCCACUGCAAGUCUGGACAAAAGUAUAAUUUAACCCAAAUACUAAAUGAAUUCAUGCCUUGGACUAAGUGUUUGGGGAUUUUUGUGGCCUUAAAUAUAUAGCAUUUUCUUAAAAAUUCAGAACCUUAAACUUUAUAUGUGUGUAUUAAUAUUUCUGUGUGGUUUUUUUAUUUCUGUUAAAGCUAUUUCUAUGUGCACAAAUGCCCAUUCCUGAGAGCUACACUCAGGAUUUCCAAGAUAUGCUCUAAGAUGUCUGUAACUAAUGCAUUUUAUUCUAAAGUAGAUACAGAUAAUUUUUCAUAUUAACUGCUUCUUAACAUGUUCUAAGAAAAUCAGGAAACUUUCAAGAAUCAUUAACCUGAUUUUACAGGGAAGGAAAUUAUUGAGAUGCAUCAGCUUUAAGCCACCGGAAAUGAGUUUUUGAGGUUUCCCUCUCCCACCUACUACCAAUCAAGAAGAGGAUAUGAAUAAGUACAAGUGAGAGAAAAAUGUAUAAUCAUGAAAACAAAACUUGAAAGCAGUGUCAUUGGGGUUGAUGCUCAGGACUCACAUGACUUGGUUAAGGAAAAGGGAAUAUUUUAAUAGAAGUCGUCUGGGAUUCACGAUUCAUUAGGAAUGCCAGUAGAAAACCACCUCGAUAAGAAUUCCUGGACAACUUAGACUCAAAUACUACUGAAAGCUGGACCUCCAAACUGAUGUAUGGCAGGGUGAUCCAGCACUAAAGAAAUUGAAAUCCAACCCAAAAAAACACCCUUAUAAAAAUGAUAAUGGCAGGGUGUUCCAUUAGUAGUCAUUAUUUGAAUCAUGGUUUCAGAAAAAUUUAAACAAGGUAAUUUUCUUAAUUAUUGGAUUUAUCGGAAUCCCUAACAAUCAGUAGGUGAGCUGAGUAUAAAAUGAUCUUGACACUGGGUCAGAUAGAUUUACUGCACAUCGAUGCGUGAUUCCUCUGUGUCCAUGUGAGUGCGAGUGAAUGAAGAAACAUGGAAGGAACUUCACAAUAACAGCUAAAUAAUUCUAUAAGGGCACGAAACCCUAUCUGCCUCUACCAGUGUGACCAACGAUUGUUGGUCUCUGCAAGAUAUUUUCACCAGUAUCCUUUAGUACUGGGCCUACCAACUCUUUGUGGGCAGGGAACGUGUCUACUUAUUGUUAUAUUGUACUCUCCCAAGUGCUUAGUACAGUUCUCUGCACACAGUAAGCACUCAAUAAAUACAAUUGAAUUAAUGAGAAAGGCUCAAGUUUGAUUUUGAUAAGCAUAAUUCAUCAUAUAGAGAUUGUUGAACAAAUACAUUGCAUCAUUUACUGUGAGUAGCUCUUUGCUCUUAGAUUUAUUCUUAUCUGCGAGCCAAGAGAUACUUGCAGCAAAGGGUUCAGUAUAUCAACCACACACCUCCUGGACUUGGUGGCAUACCAGUUGAGAUAAAAAGCAGAAAGGAGAUGGAGCGUUUAGUCACCUUUAUAUGGCCCUCCUCAAUAACAGAAACACUGAGGAAUGCCACUAGAUUUCAUUGUCACUAUCAUCACACCUCAGGAAGAAAGGGAGAUGUAUGACAACUGCCAAAACAUUUCCUGCCCUAAAAAAUGACAAAGAUCCCCAAAUUGAUUCAUAAUCAGAUGUCUGGCAAUGUCAGAAUUGGAGACACUCUCAGAUUCUUUCCUCAUCACCAGUAAAGUGGAAUUGUUAUUCAUCUCAUUCUAUACAGCUAUGCUUGAAGUUACAGCAUAAAAUCUGGAAACUAGUAUCAAAAUAUGUUUCUGAUCCUUUGGAAACCUUAACCUCAACAGGCUGAGACAUCAUCAGUGCUUAUAUAGAAACUUUUGUAUUUGGACUGUGCUGUGGGAUUUCACACCCUAGAAGAAAGACAGAAAAUUAUAAAAUGCUUAGGAUCUGGAAGUGUUAUGGAUUGACAAUUAAUCUGAAGAAAACUGAGGUUAUGUUCCAGUCCAUCCAACCAGGAUCUUCAUUCACAAUCCAGAACCGGAACUGAAUCAUUUUACCCAAAGAACACAUUGUCCAAUGAUGAUAAAUAAGGAUAAAGAGAAUCAAGUUAGUGCAUCCUUUAAGAGUUUGAGAGAGAGAGAGAGAAUACAAUACCAGUGCCGAUGAAGAUUCAGCCAAAAAAUAAACUAUUUAGAUCAAUUACGGGAUUCAGUUUUCUUACUUCUAGAAAGUAAGACUUAACAGCAGAAACUUCAUUUGACAGCUAUUUUCCAUCCAUACCACGCACAUACCAUAUUUAACACCAAGAAACAAGUCAAGUCCACAAAGAGUGAGCUCCAGAAAGCAGCCCAACUACCAAUUUAUAAGUCAUCCCAUCACCCCUUCACUGGAAGCAGAAUUAGAUGACAGCAGGUUAUUCAAACAGCUGCUCUCUGGUGAGCUGAAAUGGAUAACUGAAAGAAGAGGAGACAGAAGAAAUACAUUAAGGAUACAAUGAAACAAAACUUCCAAUGAUGUGACAAUGGCAAAUAGUUGGGAGGCAACUGCAGAACACGGGCCCGCCUGGGAUAUGACAAUCAGAAUUGGAGUAGAGGCUUCCGGGAGAUUGCGAUAACAAGGAGAAAUAAAAACUGUCAGGCACCGUAAAUCCUCUAGACUGUAAGCUCGUUGUGGGCAGGGAAUGUGUCUGUUUAUUGUUAUAUUGUACUCUACCAAGUGCUUAGUACAGUGUUCUGCACACAAUAAGCACUCAAAUACGAUUUGAAGUACCAUGCGAUAUUGCAAUAAUACUUGCACACAAUACCGAAGGGAAUGUCAGUCACACAUUUCACUUAACCACACCUGCAUACACUGAUAAAGCAACAUCAUUAAAAUCAGUGUAUUUAAAUCUGGGUUAAUGCCUGUAUUCUUGGAUCAGUUUUGCAAGGGUACCAGUUACUGAAUAUAAUAAAAGCUUAACUUGCCACAUCUUGGAGCAAAAGUAAGCAGUUUUUGUAAAUGUGAAUGUGUUCACAAAUAUUUUAUUUAGAUGAAUGAUGUUGUGCUCAUUUAUAAAAUCACUAUAUUCGAACAUUAAAUUAAUUUUCAGUUUUAAGAUAACAUUAUUAUGUUCUGAUACCAAAUGGAAUACAUCAUGCCCUAUCAUAGAAGCAGCUCCUUUUGUGUUUCUCAUGUGUUUGUAUUGAUGAGACACUGCCUCUGGGAUAGUUAGGAGGGGUGCCCUUAAGCCUUACCUGGGCAAACAGAAAAACGCUCAUUAAAAGUUGUUGUUUCUCUUGUUAGAGGAAGUAUCUAUAAUUUCCAUUCUGCAAAUCUGUUUUUAUUUAUUGAAGCUAAUUUAGUUAUCUGCAGCAGAUGGUCUAUGCAAAACUCUACAUGCAGUAUCUAACUUUGGAUUGUGAAUAAAUUUUUUGUCCAUCUGUGACAAUUCACUUGAAAUGUGACAAGUGAAUAAAGAAAUGUGACAAGUGAAUAAAUUGACCCUGAAUUAAGCAGAAAGUUGAUUUGAAAUGCCAAAUUCAGAUCUUCUAGGCCAUAUUUGUUUCAUUUUGCACAUGAAGUUUGCAUAUUCAAAGCUCCCUACAGCACUAGCAAGACAAAGAAUUGAAAUACGGACUUUCAGUUUUGCCAUCAAAAGUAUUGUUGCUUUCCUAAGAAAACUGAGGGAGGGACUGACCAGAAAGUAAUCAGACUUGAAGUUUUGCGGGGAAAAGAAAUAUUAAAUUUAAAUUUAAAAUGUCACAUGUAGCCUGUCUACACAAUUCAAAUGCUUUCAAAUUUAUUGGAUUUUUUGCCCCAAGAUGACUUUUUCCCACUUUGUUUUGUUUACUUCACUGCAUAUUGAUAAACUGCUUUUAAUUUGCUUUUAGUUUGAGGCACACUAGUGACAAUAUUGAAAAGAAGAGUAAAUAAACACUAGUCUUUGAAUUCAUGUAAUAUGUGCAACCCAAAUUUCUUCAUCUUGAAACCCUUAUAGACCAAAGGGGGGGAGGGGGGCGGGCGGUUCACAAAAUAUUUAAAAUUUAAAAAUAAUAUAAGGAGGUGAUAAAGAAACUUCUAGAAUUAUUACUGAACUUUGGGUAAAGUUCACAAAGGAAAUCUCAUUUCCCCAACUGUUCAAAACAACUGAAGAUGAAUGAAGAACCACAGGACUGAAAUUGGCCAGGAAUAAUCCAUUUCAUUUCCCUCCCUUCCUUCAUACAGGAUCAUAUUUAAUUAGACCAAGCCAAUAUGUGAGAAUGUAGCUCAAAGAAAAGAAAAUAGCCUCCAGAAUAUUUAUACAUUAGGGUAAGAUCUUAAGAUGUUUAAUGGCAAUAGUAUUUAGCACUUGCCAUAUAAAAUAUUUAAUUCAAAAGAGAAGUUACAUUUUGGUGUUUUGUCCAAUAUUGAUUCUGUUCUUUAUGUCUUUCCUAAUUCCUUAAUGUAUUAUAAAUAUAUAUAUUAUAAUUUUGGCUUAUUCUAUGAUGAUUUCAUUCUUUGGUUUCUUUGUAUAUUCUAUGCUGAAUUAUAUAAUUUCAGGGAGGGGUUGAAUAAGAUUUGUUCUGAACACUAGCCUGCUUUGUAUACAUUAAAGUGUAUUUUACUUUUUA
Ornithorhynchus anatinus (platypus) is the source of this 8359-nucleotide messenger RNA. RefSeq names its product aryl hydrocarbon receptor-like. Gene Ontology annotation, biological process: regulation of transcription by RNA polymerase II. The record is from RefSeq and is a predicted model, not a curated record. The transcript has 11 exons. NCBI's taxonomy places the organism in Eukaryota, Metazoa, Chordata, Mammalia, Monotremata, Ornithorhynchidae. Gene Ontology annotation, cellular component: aryl hydrocarbon receptor complex; nucleus. Gene Ontology annotation, molecular function: nuclear receptor activity; transcription cis-regulatory region binding; protein dimerization activity. Bases 546 to 3797 code for a protein of 1083 amino acids.